AUGCCGUUUUCAUUAACAAGUGAUGGACGUUCGUUAAGUAGUCUGUUCAAUUCCCCGGAGCAAAAUUUCGACGGUUUACUGAUCGAAAAACAAAACUUGUUAUGUAUUUUCAAAUUGGUUAUGAAAGAUUUAUUGAAUUCAAGUUUACGACAUGAACGUUUACUUGAAAAAGAAUAUUUUCCUCUGAAGCAUUUCUUUAUCGUCUUCGAACACAUCCUUUUACAUGGUUAUACCGGUAAAAAGUCGUUCCCACUCACAUCAGCAGCCAAUCGACGAGAUCUUUGGCCGCUAAUUGAACUCAUCUCGAAGAAAUCAAGCAAUACAGAUGUUUUGGAAAUUUCUCUAUCAUCGAAAGAGAUGACCAACAUUCGCACAUCCCUGGGUCGCGUACGCGCAUGGUUACGUUUAGCUUUGAUGCAGAAACGUCUAGCUGACUAUUUUAAAAUUCUUGUUGAACAAAAACAAGAACUAAAAGAUCUUUACGAAUCUCACGCAUUGUUACUCUCAGAUGAAAUCUCCAUCAUUACUGGUUUAUUAGUUGGUUUAAAUGUGUUGGAUCUCAACUUUUGUUUAAAAGAAGCAUCACUUGAUCAGCCAAGCGAAACAACGAUUUAUUACAGUCUGUAUUUACGUGAAAGACGUAUUCCAUCUCAACCAACAUUGAAUAAUACUCAUCCUCCAGGUGCUAUUGAAGAUCAAAUCGAUGAAUUAGAUGACUAUUCAUCUUUAUCAUCGUCACCAUUAACACGAACAAGCACGCAGAAUUCUGAUACGGUGAUUAUUUGCAAUACGAACGAUGUGUCAACAUUUGAUGAUCAACGCAUUUCGAAUAUAAUUGAUCAAAAGAAUUAUAUCGAAGAACUUCAUCGUAAUCUACAGAAAACAGUGAGUAGCUUGCAAGAACGUUUACAAACAGUUGAACAAACCAACAGAUCUUUAAUUGAAGAUGGGAUAGUACAAAAAUUUCGAAUUGAACAGUUAGAAACUGAUUUAAGCAAAGCCAAGACGGAAAAAGAGCAAAUUCAAGCAUUUUAUCAAGUGAAAAUCGAAGCACUCAAUGCAGAUAUGGCAGUUGAACGUGAAACAUAUCAGAACUCUCGUACUGGCCUGGAUCUUCUUUACAAUGAAUUGCAAAAGAAAUACAAUGAUGAAUGUUUAUCAAAGCUCGAUAUUGAAAAUGAGUAUCAAUUGCAAUUAUCGCAGAAAAAUGAUUUCAUCGAAGCAACGAAACUCAUGGAAAAAGACAUGGACUUCAAAACGACAAUGUAUACUCAUAUGAAAGAGCAAAUUGACGGUAUCAAAGAUGAAAAUAUUCGACUUUCUGAGAAAUUACAAAUUGAAAGUAAUCGAAAUGAGGAGUAUGAACAUCAAACGCAAGCUUUGGAAAAAGAAAAUCAAAUGUUACGACAGACAAUUAGCCAAUUAGAAACAAAUAUCGAAGAGAUUAACAGAGAAAAACAUGCACUCAACGACACCAAUGAAUCUUUGAGUCGGGAACUGGCUAAAAUCGAUGCUGAAAAAACAUCGAUCGAAACUGAUCUACGUGUCGAGAAAGACUUUCGUCAACGUCUUCAACAAACGUUGACAAGUGAAAAAGAGAAAGUUUCUUCACUACAAUUCGAUGUUCACGAACUGAAUCUAAUCAAACAAGAAUAUGAUUCGUAUAAAAAAGAAAUGACGAAGCAACACAACGAUCUACAAAAGAAGUUUCAAGAACAAGAAGAGACGAUAAGAGAACUGGCAUUGAAAUUGGAGGUAUCCAUCAAACGAGAAGAUGAAUUUCGAGAAAAAGACGGUUUACGAUUAUCUACGUGGAUGAAAGACGAAGAUGUCAAAGACUGUUGUCAAUGUAAAAAAGAAUUCAGUUCACUUCGACGAAAACAUCAUUGUCGAAAUUGUGGUCAAAUCUUUUGCGAAGCAUGUGCAGGGACAAAAUUACCUUUACCUAGCUCGAACAAACCGGUUCGUGUGUGCGAUACGUGUCGUAAUCAUUUAUUAGCACAAUGUGCAGUCAAUAGUCUAUGA
Molecule: messenger RNA, 2025 nt
Organism: Adineta ricciae
Lineage: Eukaryota; Metazoa; Rotifera; Eurotatoria; Adinetida; Adinetidae
Source: the annotation of a GenBank genome assembly